AUGAAAACAGGACGAUCAAAGCUUAUGUUAAAACUUGUGGAAGAAACAAGCAAAAAUUCGAAAAGUACGGGUUUUACUCAUGAUGAGCGCAUGGAUGAGGAGGACUGCAUACCAGGGACUCCAGAAUGCCGUUCGCUAUUACCUCCAGGAGCACGCAACGUAAUAGAAGAGAUGAACGACAUUUGUGAAGAUGUCUUUUUAGAUGACGUACACGGAACAAGCGAAAUCAUAAAAUCAACAAAUGAAAAUAUGGACCCGAACAUACCAUCAUCUACUUGUGUUCUUGAAGAAGAUCCUUUUAUGGCCGUGUAUGAAAAUGCAUCCUCAUCAUAUUUACUCGCGUCAGAAAAUCAGCAUGGUGUCGUGUCCCUCUUAAAUAUCACCUCAGAUCUAACCCCUUUAAAUACUUCUACCCUGAUAUCAGACCUGUCACCUUUUCCGCAACCGAUUACCCCGACUGUUGACAACAAUGGACAUGGACAAACACCUAAGCCAUCACCAGUAAAAACUCAUGGUGAGAAAGCUGACAUCGCUGUGGCAUCAAUGACGAUAAACUACGCUCGCGAAGCUGUCAUCGAUUUCACUAAGCCCUUUAUGAACCUAGGCAUUGGAAUUUUGUUUAAGGUACCAACGUCACAACCUACAAGGCUAUUCAGCUUUCUGAACCCACUGGCCAUCGAGAUUUGGCUUUACGUUCUAGCAGCGUACAUUCUCGUGUCGUUCACUCUGUUUGUAAUGGCGAGAUUUUCACCGUAUGAAUGGUCUUCAAGCACUCACGGGUGUGGGCACGAAACGAAACUCCUCACGAAUCAGUUUAACGUGUGCAAUUCGUUUUGGUUCAUUACUGGCACCUUUCUGAGGCAGGGGUCUGGACUCAAUCCAAUGGCGACCUCCACGCGUAUAGUGGGAGGAAUUUGGUGGUUCUUCACGCUAAUCAUCCUUUCUUCCUACACGGCCAACUUGGCAGCGUUCCUCACCGUGGAAAGAACUGUGCUGCCCAUUCAAAGCGCUGCGGACCUCGCCGCACAAAAUCACGUGCAAUACGGAACCCUCAAUGGAGGAUCUACCAUGACGUUUUUUAGGGAUUCCAAUAUAGACAUCUACCAGAAGAUGUGGCAGCACAUGUCCACAGCUUCUCCGCCUGCUCUCGUGUCCUCAUACGAAGAAGGCGUGAGGAGGGUGCUGGCGGGUAACUACGCGUUUCUCAUGGAGUCAACGAUGCUGGAUCAUCGUGUGCAAAGGGAUUGUAACCUUACGCAGAUCGGUGGCCUUUUGGAUUCUAAGGGCUACGGAAUAGCGACAUGGAAGGGCAGUCCGUGGAGAGACAAAAUAUCCCUCGCGAUCCUAGAUCUCCAAGAAAAGGGUGUGAUCCAGAUCCUGUACGAUAAAUGGUGGAAGAACACUGGAGACGUGUGCAACAGGGACGGGAAGGAUAGCAAGGCAAACCCGCUUGGUGUGCAAAAUAUUGGUGGUGUGUUUGUAACACUGUUGUGUGGACUGGCGCUUGCGAUAGUUGUGGCAAUAUUGGAAUUUUGCUGGAAUACAAGGAAAAAUGCAUCGCACGGUCGACAAUCUUUGUGUAGCGAGAUGGGCCAGGAGCUAAGAGCAGCUAUAAGAGGGGGUUCAUCAAGAACUGUGCUAAGACCUGGAUGCUCCAGGUGUUCACCAGCUACUCACGUACCACCAGCGCCUUCUAGAUACGAGAUGGCGGACCCGUGCACGGUGGAGCUGAAGGAGUUGCGAUGGUCGUAG
Molecule: messenger RNA, 1752 nt
Organism: Parnassius apollo (apollo)
Lineage: Eukaryota; Metazoa; Arthropoda; Insecta; Lepidoptera; Papilionidae
Source: the annotation of a GenBank genome assembly